CUUUGUGUUCUCAUUUUAUAGGCCAAAAUGUGACUUUCAAUCAUCAAAUCAAACAAUGGAGCAAGGAACCGUCAAAUCCCUAACAAUCGCCGAGCUCCUCCGGCAAUCUCGUCCUUGCACCGGCGCAUCGUCACUCAUUUCCAGUCCUUUUCCAAAAACCCCACCACCCCAGUUUUCACCCUCCCUCCUCACCCCCACACUUUCUCCCCCAAAAAUCCUCAAAUCCCUUAACCAGCCAACUCUUCUUACUGGAAUCCUUUUUCUAUCUCAUGGAGAGGAUUCGCCUCUCAAGUGCAAUUGUUUUCGUUUCUCUGAUGGGUCUGACACUGUUUGUUGUGACAUUCUUGGGUUUAAUCCGUGUAUGAUUAACAAAAAAGUUCAAAUUUUAGGUUGGAAUUUCUUACCCUUCAAUUGUAAUGGUAAUGGUAAUGGUGGGUUCUUAGAAAUUAUUAGAUGGGGUUUUCUCGAUUCUAGUUCUGCUUCUUUUGAUACGUUUUCUAUACUUUCUGGGUGUUGUGUUGAUCAAUAUGAUAGCAUAAAAGCUCGCUACUUUGUAUGCGGCGUAGUAGAAUCUGUUAGCCCUGUUUCUGUAGUUCCAUGCAGAGCUGGGUCCAGAGCUGAUACUGAAAAUCUUGGGGGGUUCCUCGUAAAUAUUUUAGUUUGUGGCUGUAAUUUGUGUAAUUCUAAAGAUUUAAGAUUGGAUAUGCUGAAUUCGAAUGAGGAAAUGGGUAGUCAUUGUUAUAACAAACCUGAGAUUGUCUACUUUUGUGGGUCUGCUUCUUCUUGGCAUACAGUGUUUUCAAGACUGAUAAGGAGGAUUGUUUCAUUAUCGGGAUUGAAGAAGAGACUUGUAUUUGUGGGAAAAAAAGUGUCUCAAUUGAUGUAUGUAGUUGUGGAUAAUUCUUUGAUGUAUAUUCCUAAGUUGCCCCUGGGAUGUAUCCCCCUUAGGGAAAUUGAUGUGAGAGGGGAAGGAGAACUUGUUAGUUAUACUGGAACUGUGACAGGAAUUUACAUGAGGGGUAUGAUUGUUGAGUUGGAUAAUGAACUGUUGCUAUUGUUAACAGAUCAGCAGCUUUCUGUUCCACAUAGUGUGAGAGUUGGAGCAAUGGUAUCAGUGAAAAACGUCCAUGUUGUAAAUCCAAGUUAUUCAUGGACAAAGACGCUUAUACUUGGCUCUUGUGUUAAAACUAGCAUUUCUGUGGAAUGUUUCUCCUCGCUGGAAGCAGGGUGUUAUACAGUGACCUGCUGCAAGAGCCUUCUUGCGAAGUUCAUUGACUCCUUGGUGUUUGGUGCCAGGCUAUGGGUAUUACUUGUCAUCAUCUGUUUAAGGAGAAAGUUCUCUGGGAUCUUAUCUGAGAAAGAAAUCUUGGGAUCAACAAAUAGGAAAGGAUUGGCUCAGACAUAUGCAACUUCAUAUUUACCCCCUUCAGUCUUCCAAAUUCGGCAUGGGAUGUUUAUGGAAUUUGUCAAGCAUGACAGAUGUGCUUGUGGCAGAGAAAAAAGUUCUGCACCUUUGAAGUUGGUGGCACCUAUCACUAAUUUAAUUAAUUCCUGUGAGGCCAUGUGGAAGAAAAUGAUUUGCCAUCAGGACACAGAUUUUGAUAUCAUGGGUACCCAAAAGGAGUUUAACUCCAUAUCUUGUGAUGGGAGACCUUAUGUGCUGUCUAUAAGGAAAGCCAUUCACAGUGAAGACAUAGGUGUUUCUUUGCUUGGAAUCUUAAAGGUCUCACAGUCGUCUGGAAGGAUGUUGCUUGUUGAUGCAACUGGAAGCAUUGAUGUUAUCAUACCAGAUCUUCCAUCAAGUUUGAAUAUCAAUAACAUAUAUGAGGUCAGAAAUUUUUUGGCAAUUAUGGAAGACAUACCCAUGAAGCUGGGUCCUGUGGAUUUACUCCAACAUGAACCUUUCACGUGUAGAAGUAUUUUUGAGAAUGGCCCAUUUUGGAGAGAUAUGAACAUGCCACUGCAUUUUUACUACAACCUGAAGGACCUAAUACCUGUAAAUCAUCAUUUUACUACCUGUGUUGAUUCACAAGUUGACUUACGAAAAAUUGGACGAGGAAAAUAUCAUCUGUUUCUGUUAAUGCACAAAUUCCCUAUUCUGCAAAAGCAUCAGUUUGAAGGAAGUCAACCUGCUUCAAGUACAUCAAGUGCAUUUGCUGAGGCCUUAAUUCUGUCUUGGGAUUUACUUAUUGCUGGCAAAAACAGAAAUACCCGUAUUGAUAACCCUUUGAUAGAACAAUUGAAGCAACCAAUGAAAUAUUUUGAUAGAAUGGAAAUUGGAAAGCUUAUUGCGUGUAAAAGACAAAAGCCUCACCAACUGUCUAAUGAGGCUUUGACAUCUGCACUCAAUGAUACUGGAAAUGAAUCGUGUUGCAGCUCCAGUCACCCUGCUUACUCAUGCUCUUUUGGGGUGGGCAAGCGUCAUGACUCAUGCGGUCCAGAGGAGAUCCCGUGUCUUGUGACGGGAAAUUGUCUUAAUUAUCCUUUCCUUGGUAUGUUGCACCACACAGACACCAAAACAGAUGUGGGCUCUUGCUCAAAACCACAAGUGGGAAGGGCAUUGCUGGAAUUCAAGUCUGAAGCUUUAUCUGUUUAUGAGGUGUUGAAAAUUGGUGGUCAUUAUCUUAUAAAACAUAAGAAAGAAGACAUGUUUUGUACUGAUGCAAUAGGUGGUAAAAUAGUUGUGAAUUCGGGAACCAACAUUUGGAGCGUUUCUUUUUCAUCUGUCAAUGCUCUCCAAAAUUUUGAUGUAUCCUGCUUACUUCAACAGUCUGGCUCCUUUAGUCACAAUAGUGUUCUUCCAGAAGGCUAUCAUCAGUUUCAAAUUCCAAACUCUGUGCCUAAGGGAAAAAAUAAUAUCCCUUCAGAUGUCAACUUAUAUAUUCCGUCUGAUGUUACAAACUUAUUUGAUGUUAACUUGGAGUUGUUGGAGAACUGUUCUCUCGAGCCUCUUGUUCCAUUUGGAGAAAUGACCAAUAUCUACCCCUCUAUUCAUAAUUUGCCAGAGGGAAACCUAACAUUUAUUCAUGGGCAGAUCAAGGCUGUUCACUGUUCAGAUGGAAAGUCAUAUGCCAUACAUUUAAGGUGCGAGAGCAUCAAUGGUGUUUGUCCGUCAUUAUUCGUAGAAGGAACGACCAGUAUAUGUGUCCACGUUUUAAUGGACCAUAAGAUGGUCAAGAUUUUUGGCACUGCAAAUAAACUUGCUUACCCUGCUGGAUUUGGACGAGGUGUCACUGCAUCAUUUCACAGAGUACUUGCCCUCAGUGCGCAGGACAACUUUAUGUUGAUACCUACAUCCUUCAUUGUUAUCAACCCAUCAAGUUUGAUAAAUGAUCAAAGUGAUGAUGCACACACCUACAAAUCUGCUGCUUUGGACUUGGAUGGCGGUUCUCCAUUCUAUGCUAAUACUGCAUCUUUAAUUGCUGAUACAGUAAGCUGUUUAGCGACUCAACAAGUGGAGUUCCAUUGCAGGAUCAUCAUAAUCAGUCAAAUAAUCAAACAAGGAAGGACCGAGGAAUUUAAAAAAAGAUUUCAUUAGGUAUUUCAAUCACAUGAAGAAGAUCAGAGGGAUACGGGAUUAGAAGGACAAUCAAAGAAAGAGACUAUGGAGGGAGGCUUUGGAGGAGAGAUGGAGUGUUUGAAGGAGAGAGACAAGUGCACUUCAGUGUUUAAUUUUAGAAAAAGGAAAAAGAAGAAUGGAAAGAAUGGGUAACCUGCAAUAGCAGGUAAAUUUACCUGAUACUGUAAAAAUUUUUGUCCACUGACGGUGCACGAAACUUUGAACUCUUUGGGAAUUACCAACCAAAUGGAAAAGAAAACACAACAAUUCUAAAUGAAAAAAAGAGAACGAAAAUGGUAAUUAACUAGACACACCUAAUAUUGUCUAUCGAAAGCUUCCACAUGUGCUUCAUCUUUUUUAUUCCUUGUUUUGUUGAUAUCUUCCUGUGGCCAACAAUCUUUAGAUUUUCUUGGGUUAAAGAGUCUCUUUAGGUUGGAAUUUUUAAAUGCUGAUAGAAAGAGAAGAAGCUGUUAUCUUCUUAAUUAACUUUAGUAUCCAUUGUUAUAUAAUUGAAAGUAUUUGACUGACUGCUUGCUAUUUUAGAAAGUGUGCUUGAUCAUGAGACCUAGGUAGUCGACAAAAUUGAAAAGCUUUUAAUGGCCUUUCUAUAGGGAUGACAGAACUUCCCAUCUAAGGCGAAGUUAGUUGAAAAUGUUUUAGGAUAUACACGAGGUCACAGGAAUGAAUACUCAAAAGAUUAGGGACAUCCAUAAUAUUUUGGCUUAACAUUUUCUAGGCACUUGUUGGACAUCUCUUCUCAUAGGACAUCCUUUUUUUUGCUCAUUU
Messenger RNA from Solanum dulcamara, 4345 nucleotides. Its product is annotated as CST complex subunit CTC1. The transcript has 15 exons. Bases 56 to 3538 code for a protein of 1160 amino acids. Gene Ontology annotation, cellular component: CST complex. Gene Ontology annotation, biological process: positive regulation of DNA replication; telomere maintenance via telomere lengthening. The record is from RefSeq and is a predicted model, not a curated record. Gene Ontology annotation, molecular function: telomeric repeat DNA binding; single-stranded DNA binding. Lineage: Eukaryota; Viridiplantae; Streptophyta; Magnoliopsida; Solanales; Solanaceae.